GCAUGCUUAAACAUUUCUAAAACUCGUUAAAUUUUAUACUAUGUUUCUCUUCUUAAAAAAAAAAGAGAAAAGAUCAAAAACUAACUUGAUCGGUGAUUUCAACCGAUAAAUUUAUAACUGUAUAAUUUUCAUCGUUUUUAAUUUUAUCUUUCCAUCAAUCGGAUAAAAAAAAUUUAUUUGUCCACAGUAAUAAAAUAUUGGAUAUUAUAUUUGAUAAGUUAAUCGCCAAUUAAGUUGCUUGGCAGAAUGUGCUUACAUCAAAUUUCUAUCCACAUAUUUUAUUAUUUUUCUAAUGUUUUCAAAUUACUUUUUUCUAUUUCGUAAACAACAAAGAAUUACUAAUUCUAUAUAAAUCAUUAAAUUCAAUAAAUUGAUCAAAAUUUGAGCGAAGUAAUCCUGAUUUUAAGAGUAGCAUUUACGUUGCCCGCGAUAUUACGCAUGCGCGGAACUUGUUAUUUGUAUUGCACUGUCAACACACGGACGUUGCUACACAGAUGCACACGCGACGGAAAUUCGUGUACGUUUGGCGCUGAAUGUUGAUGUCGAUGAUCGCGUCUCAUUUUGUCCCAAAAAACGAAUCGAGCGCGAAAAUUUUGGAACUUUGCUGUCUUGGGCAUUUACAAUGAACAGUGAUGUCCGCGUGGUGGACGUGAGUAUGGACACGACCAUACCUUUGGACCAGUCGAUCACGAUCGAGGACUCGGAGGCAGAGAUCGAACUAGUGGACAUCAGUUGCGAGGGUACCUCCUCCGUCAGCGAUGAAACUCCGGUCUACAGUAGGAAAGAUAUCGGUAGCGUCCCAUCUCCGGACGCUGUCGAGACACUCGAAGUGAUCCACUCGGGGAAAGAUUCGCCUUCCUCUCGUACGGACAAUGUCAUUUCGCAGCCCGCCUUUAAGGUUAUGUUUCGCGACGAGAGUGUCUCGAGACGGUAUCGACAACAAAUAAAUGAUUUUUUGUAUACUUUAAUACAAUCUAAAUCCCACCAUAAGAAAGAUACAAAUAAGUCAAGUCUGAUUUUGGAAGUUUGGGAUGAUAAAGCUGAUUUCGAAGAUGGAGAAAUACAUAUAGAAAAUGAGGAUGCUUUGAACGAUAGUGAACAAUAUGAUGGUACAAAUAAUUUUCUAUUUACAAUUGAUAAAGAACCGAAUAUAAAGAAUGAUUUGGAUAUCCCAACAUAUGGACAGAAAUAUGAAAAUGCAUUUGAGGAGAAUUCGAACAAGACAUCCAAAGAAUUUGUGCCAAGAUUAAGUUGCUUUAAUUGUAAUGGGAAUCAUACUUUGCGAGAUUGCCCGGAGCCUAAGAAUCAAAGCAAUAUCAACAAAAAUCGUAAAGAGUAUGCUAUGAAGAACAGUGCAGGAGUUCGAUAUCACAUGAGUGAAGAUCAAAGAUUUGGUCAUAUGGUUCCUGGUCAGUUAAGUCCAAAAUUACGAAAGGCUCUUGGAUUGAAAGAGAAUCAACUACCUAUGCACAUAUAUAGAAUGAGAUUACUUGGCUACCCUCCAGGGUGGUUAGAAGAAGCACGUUUACAACAUUCUGGUUUAUCGCUGUUCAAUUCUGAUGGAAUAGCGGAAAGAGAUGUAAAUGAAGAAGAAGGCGAAAUCAUUACAGAAGUAGAUAAGGAUCGAUUCGACAUAAAAAGAAUAUAUGACUUCCCUGGUUUUAAUGUGCUCCCUCCUCCUGGUACUAUAGAUGAUAGUCACAAGUAUAGAGUACCACCGAUGCAAUCCAUGCAAAGUAAACAAAUAAUGUUAUUGCACUUGCAAGGUAAAGAAGCAGACGAUGGUUACAAACGGAAAAAACUAAAAUUACCUCCCCCAGUAAAUGAUGUAUAUAAACCAGAACUAAUUAGUGACAUGGAAGUAGAAGAUCUAGGAGAAAAUGUUGUGGAGAAUGUGUCCAUUAAUGGACAUUUUGUACCACCAUUACCCAAAGAAUCGGUGCAAGUGCCACCAGCACCACCGGAAGAGUUACCUCAAUCAGUAACGGAUGAUUCAGACUCGCAGUCGCAAGAAUUGCCUUCCUCUGAUUCUGCGGACGACGCUACUUCGAGCCUAAAUUCGCCAUCUUUGUCUGAAUUAGAAAGAACAAAGAAAGUAUUACUUAUGGAAAUUGAAGAGGCCAAUUCGCAGUCUAAUUCUAAUUCCAUAUUGAUAAAAAAUGAUUCGAAUACUUUAUGUGUAUCAGAAACGCCAUUUUCCAGUGUAACGAUUACACCUUCUACUUCGAGAAGAUCAUCAAGUCAAGAUUCCGUGAAAUCGAAUAUACAGUGUCCUGAUACAUCAAUUAAAAAUGAUCUCAAUACUACGAUUUCAUUGGAUAUGUCAGCUUCUGAUAAAUGCCUCAAUAUUACUCCAACUCAUUCUACUCCACAGAGAUCUUCAGAUACAAAUCAAGCUUCUGUCAAGUCGGUACAUUUAGGUACACCAAUAUUGCCCAGUACUUCUCCAUAUAGUAAAUUACCGUCGUCUGAAAAGUUUUCUAAAGACAUUUGCGAUGUUAUCAAUUUUGAAAAUUUGCCUGAUUCAACAGGCAAAUAUGAACAAAUGACGGGAGUCUUGCAAAAAGUUAGAAGCACUAUGGCAAGAUUACACCAACAGGAAUAGAUUUUUUAUAGCCUGAUAUAAAAGUACAGAACAUUUAGGUGAAACAAAAAUGAAACAAUUAAAUUGUUCAAAAAUAAGACACUGAAAAUUCUUUUUUUUCUUCUAAUUUAAUCUGAAAAAAGAUAUUUAUAAAGACGAUAAUAUUGUAAAUAGAAAUUUUUGAGUAUCUGUAUGAAUAUAUGCUUAACAUGUUCACAAACAUGUAUAUUGUGUAAAGAUCUCAAACACAUUUGCAGGUUUAAAUCACACUUUAUUACUAGUUAAAUCAAAAUUCAUGAUUAAUACGAUCGGAUUUUCUUCCGUAUUCUAUCUCCCAUUUUAUUUUUUCGUAUUAUAUCUUCUGUAGAAUCCUUCUUUAUAGUGAUUAUAAAGCACUAAUUUGUCAGAUUUCUUUGAAGUCAGAUUUUUCUGCUAAGACAAGUUGCAUUUGGUUAUAAUCAAAAUGCUGUUUUUCUCUUUAUCACAUUUUUCAUAUUCUGAAUUAUAACAUAAAAGUUAUAAUUCUUAAAAUUAUUUUUGAGAUUUGAAUUAUCAGGUAAUGUUUUAAAAUGAUUUUUUUCUUUAGAAAACAUGUAUAUUUCCUCAAAGAACAAAUUUUUUUUUAACUGUAAGACUAUUUUUUGUUACCUCUUGAUAUCUUUUUCUAUUUUUUUUCUCUCUAAAUUUUUAAGAUUUAAUGUGAUUUUAAACGAAAGAAAAUUUAAUGUGAAAAUUGCAUUAUAAAAUAAUAUUUUUAUAAUGUAAUGACAAAUCUGUAUUUGCCUAUUCAAUUUUACUGCUUAAGAUCAAAGAGGAGAUGUCAACUUUCUCUGCUUGUGCGGCCUGCGUUACAAGAUCUUUGAUCAUAUACAUUAUAAUUAAUAAAAUGAUAUAAAAAGAAUCAGCAUUUUAAAACUUCAAUUUAAUACAUUUUUUGGCUUCUACUUAUACAUUUUAGUCUGCUAUAUUUUCAAUAUCACAUUCAUUUAUAAAAAUAUAAUAAUAUACCUAAUUUUUUUAAAACAAAAAUUAAAAUGUACCGUACACAAAUUUUUAUAUUGAACAUAGAAUAUUU
Messenger RNA from Solenopsis invicta (red fire ant), 3659 nucleotides. RefSeq names its product zinc finger CCHC domain-containing protein 8 homolog. NCBI's taxonomy places the organism in Eukaryota, Metazoa, Arthropoda, Insecta, Hymenoptera, Formicidae. Gene Ontology annotation, cellular component: catalytic step 2 spliceosome. The record is from RefSeq and is a predicted model, not a curated record. The coding region runs from base 623 to 2605 and encodes 660 amino acids. Gene Ontology annotation, molecular function: RNA binding. The transcript is spliced from 7 exons.